Cyprinus carpio (common carp) is the source of this 5732-nucleotide messenger RNA. RefSeq names its product myocardin related transcription factor Bb (gene mrtfbb). Gene Ontology annotation, biological process: smooth muscle cell differentiation. NCBI's taxonomy places the organism in Eukaryota, Metazoa, Chordata, Actinopteri, Cypriniformes, Cyprinidae. The record is from RefSeq and is a predicted model, not a curated record.
AAUACAAAUGAGAAGAGUGAAAUGUUGACUCUGAAUAUGAAUAGUUUAUGUCCACACUAAGUGACGGAGACAAACAGAGAUAUCCCUGGGGUGCUGCUUGGUUGUUUUUGUCAUUUUUGUUCCAUGACAACAUGUUUACAAGAGGGAAAAAAAGGCACAAAAUUAGUUUACUCCCUGCUAAAACUGAAGUAGCAUAUAAAAGAAGUAUGGGAAGUUGUGGUUGUACGUGUAUAUUUUUGCAUUGGCUUCCUCUUUAUUGUCUAAGAUUAAGUUAGCUUUUGGACUAUUGUUUUAACCAGUGUUCAGUGCUGUUGAGGGUUAACAGCUGCAGCUCUGUAGUCCCGCCUCUCCUGUCAGUCAGUGACGGAGCCAGAGCUGAAGUGCUGCAGAGAGCGCUGACUCUCGCUGAGAACUACACGCCCACUAACACUCGCACAAGCAGUCUAGAGACAGAACCGGUGAAGGGACUUGUCGGAACGGUCUGGAAUCGAACAACACGCUAGGGAUUUUCCUGCCAGAUCUUGCCGUUUUGCCUCGGGGCUCAUUUCCCACAGCAAUCCAUGGGACUCCAGACACGGCAGCUCUUCGAUCCGUCUCUCAGCUCCAUGGCCUGCCUUGAAGUGGAGACCUUGAGUGUCUGCAGGGUGCUUCAGUUAAGACUACAGCAGAGGCGCACACGCCAGCAGCUCGCAGACCAGGGCAUCAUGCCACCGCUCAAGACACCUGCAGCUUUUCACGGGCAGGUCAGAAGUCUGGAGAGGGCAAGAACUGAGAAUUUCCUGAAGCAUAAAAUCCACAGCAGACCUGACCGCGCUGAACUUGUUCGCAUGCACAUUUUACAAGAAACCCACGCAGUGGCUUCUUUGCAAGCCGCUCAGAUGAAACUAAAGAGGGCGCGUCUAGCAGAUGACCUCAAUGAGAAGAUUGCACAGAGGCCUGGACCAAUGGAACUGGUGGAGAAGAACAUUCUGCCUGUCGACAUUGUUGGAGGACUGGAUGUUUAUAACUUCAAUGAGGACAGCAGUGAAGCUCUGUCUCCGGAGCAGCCAGCUAGUCAUGAGUCUCAAGGCUCUGUAUCUUCUCCUGUAGAAGCCAGACUGCCUGAACCAUCCUCUGUUUCACCUCCAACUGGCUCCAAACUCCAGAGUCCAGACUUCCUGAACAGAACAUCAGUAGAAGAUGGCCGAGUAAUGAUUUCAACUCAGACAGUGACUGCUGCUGUUCCCACAAAGCCUGGACCCACCCUUGUGAAGCAAAGCCAGCCCAAACACUCCAGUGACAAGAGCCGAAGCAAGAAGAGUAAAGAACCCAAACCGAGAAUUAAGAAGCUCAAGUAUCACCAGUACAUCCCACCCGACCAGAAGCAGGAACCCAAUGAAGCCCCAAUGGACUCGACAUAUGCCAAGCUGCUUCAGCAACAGCAGCAGUUCCUACAGCUCCAGAUCCUCAGUCAACAGCAACAGCAUUACAGUUACCAGGCCAUAUUACCAGCACCUCUCAAGCCAGUAGCUGAGAGUCAGAACAGCUGCCCAAACAUCACAUUGAGCACCAGCCCGAGUCUUCCCGCUCCCAUUGUGAUAUCUCUGCCCAAUGCGGCUCCUUCACGUCCCAACAACACUGUGACCGGUCGUAAAACCGGGUCUCUGCCUACCACCCUAGAUGAGAUGAAGGUGACUGAGCUUAAGAUGGAGUUGAAAUUGCGAGGACUUCCUGUAUCCGGCACCAAAACAGAUCUCAUAGAACGGCUUAAGGCCCACCAGGAGAGCUCUCAAUCUGCUACAGCCAUGGAUAGUAACAUCUCCAAAGCUUCUCUGCAGCCUGACAGCAUGAGCACAACUCCACCUGUUUCUCCUGAGGCCUCCAAUAUCAGUAUGGAUGACAGCAGAGACAGUCCCAACAAAGCUCUAUUUACAUUGUCUCCAGCCCGUCCACCAACAGGCACCUCACCCCACAAACCCGCACCUGAAGACAUGACCAUGGACAUUAAGGUGUCCAGAAAAGACCAGCGCCUUCACGAGAAGGAGCGCCAGAUUGAGGAACUCAUGCGUAAGCUGGAGCAGGAGCAGCGGCUGGUGGAGGAGCUGAAGAUGCAGCUGGAGGUGGAGAAGAGAAGUCAGCAGGGCGGAGGGCAGCAGCCUGAACCCAAUCCAUCAGUCCAGGUCAAAGAGGAGAACGGAGCCUCCCCGAGCUGCAACUCCAAGCAGAGUCCCCUGCGGCAAACUAUAGGUGUGAAACAGGAAGAGCCACAUGCCCAGCGGCACCACACCCCAGUCCAGCAGUUCUAUAUCAACACACAGCAAGUCCCUCAAGUGCUGCAUCAGCAGACACUGAUCAACACUCAGCCUGCUGCACAAAUCCUGCUGCCCAUCAGCCUGCCCAACAAUCCCAUCAGCACACAGGCGCAGACCGUUCUCCAACAAACAAUGUCCAGUUUGGCUCAAAGCAUCAUACAAGCACCACUUCUGCAAACACAGACGUCCAACAACACAAUGUUACAACAGCAUUCAAAUCAGACGCCAUCUCCACCUCAAGCUUUACCCCUGUGUGGAAGCUCAUCUUCUGGGUUUGAGUACAGACAGAACCAGAGCCAGCCCAUGGCAGAAAUGCCCCAGUGCUUCCUCAACAACUCGCCCAGACACACAAAUGGACCUACUAACAGACCUCACUCGCCCUGUCAGCUCAACUAUAUCCUUCAGCCAUCGAAGUUCCCCAAUCAUCACAGCCCAAAGAGCAAAGACCCACCCCGUUACGAGGAGGCUGUCAAACAGACCAGAGGUCUACAAGCCACAAUGCAGGUUCCUACUGCUACCAGUCAGCACAUGGACGAUCUGUUUGAUGUUUUGAUCGAGAGUGGAGAAAUAUCCCCUCUAUCCAGGCAGGAUCCAUCUCUGGACAAACUUCUUCCGGUGACCGCAAACAUCACCACCCUGCCCAUCAACACAGUGCUGUCUCGUCCUCCACCGCAGAUACACGUCGCCCACACGCCCAACCAAACCCAAGCACCUCCACCCAACAUGGUAGCCCUGGCCUCUGAUAACCAGUUAGAGGCCCUGCUGGAGGACGCUGAGCCACGGACCCUGAGACUGAUGGAGGAGCUUAAAAACCAGCUGCUGGAGCGGCCCCAAUCCCCAAUGGACACUUCAGAUCUGACCUUCACCGACACGCCACCUUCUGCCCUCCCUCUGCAAGACGCAGGCCUCGACAACAUGGAGUGGCUGGACCUUACAAUUCCAGGUCCUGCUGGUAUCUCCUUACCGAAUGCAGACUUUUCAUCUGAUUUUUUGGACUCCACUGAUUUACAGUUACACUGGGACUGAGCUCACAAAGGGAUGGAAAUCGGAGACGUUCUGAAAAGAUUUGCGGAUGGUUCCGAGCAUCUGUGUGCAGACCACUGAUAGUGUAGCAUCAGCUUUUCUCAGCUGCACAUAUACGUGCAGGUUUGUGUGCUGUUCUUGUCACCAACACCUCUUUCAAAGCAGAAGAAUGUAAAGACACUUCUUUUUUUUCUUUUCUCACCUGUAUAUUUAGGCAGUGAGCUUCUGCUUUUCAUAUUUUAAAGCAGUCUUUGAAACUCCUGGUUUAUAUUAUAGAGAAAGUUAGAAUGUUGUUUUUUGUUAGAUUCUGAUAAGUAUAAUUUCUUACAGAACAUAUUUUAAAUGUAUCAUAUAUUUUGGGGAAAGCAAGGAUUAUAAGUACAAUCAUAGUGCCUUUGCUAUUUGCGUUGUCCAGAAACUCUGUAGUUUUAGAGUUAAAGGGAUAGUAAGUUCAAAAAGUAUUGUCCUCAUUCCAAGCUCGUAUCGUUCAUUCUUUCUGAACUCAAAAGAAAAUGUUUUCAAGAAAAUCUUGUUCAGCUGUCUUUUUCCAUUGGGAUCCAAAACUUUCAAACUCCAAAAAGGACAUAAAGGUAGCAUAAAAUAUGACUUGACUGGUAUAUUCAAAGCUUUCUGAAGCAGCACGAUUACUUUCUACGAUAAACAGAUCAAACUUUAUUUACUCAAAGUCUUUAUUAACUCUCAAACCAUACCAAAACAUUAAUCAGUGCAUACAGAGACUAAGUUAAAUUUGGCUUCUUUUUCAGUAACAUGUUUCACUCAGAUAUGUCUCAAUACAAAAGACUUGCAUUUAAUCACAAUUUUUUUUUUAAUGUAAAACCUCACCGAAUGUCGCAAAUCAACAUAAAGGCUUAAAAACUGCAUAUCAUACAAAAUGAUUCCUAUGGAUUCAUUUCAUGUUACCUUUAUGUCCGUAUCGAAGUUUGACAUUUUUGGACCCCAUUAACUUGAUGGUAUUAACAAAAACCAGCUGAAACGUUCUAUAAAAUAUCUUCUUUUGUGUUGUUGAAGAAAAAAAAAAACAUUUGAGUUUGGAACAACAUAAUGACAGACUUAUAAUUUUGGGGUGAGCUAUUCUUUUAACUGCAGAGUUUGCAAAUGUCAGACUUUUGUGAUGGAAACAUUGUGCCAUGGUAAUUGUUACAAAUGUGAUGCCACCUUCAUCGCAGGAACCUGUUUAGUGGCUUAUUUACAUUCAUCUGCCAUGCUCAAUGAGCUGUUAACUGUUGCAUUAGGGUACUCGAAAUUGUGGCAGCUAAAUAAGAACAUUCAAUUUCUAAACAUUCGAAAUCAUCCGGUGCAUUGACUGGGAAAGGUCAGAGCGAGGUUGUUUACCAAACCCAGCAUGGGGCCAAAGAGAGGGAGGGAGAGAGGCACACAAACGCCUGACUAGGGGCCAUACUUCUCCCUAUCAAAAGAGUAGAUAGAGAGGACAGGGUUCAGCUCUUACAGUCUGAACUGACACUGUUGCGUGUCUUGACCAGGGACACAACCCUAAACAGGACCAGUGAAAUUUUCAUAUUCAGAUCAGAAUGACAUCAGAGAGCAGCUGCAUUUUGAUUGGUCAGGCUCUUUAGUACAGUACAGAUGUGUUUUUUGGAUGUAGAUGAACUGAAAUUCACUGUAUUUCACAGAAUCUGAGCUUCUUUCUUCAUAACCACUGACAUAUAGGUAGCUGGCAGGUAAUUUGCCUUUGUUAAUGUACCUAAACCUCAUCUUCUCAGUUAUUUGGAAGAAUAAAUUAGUUUUUGGUUUUAGAUUUUUUUUUUUUAUAAAAUGUGACAAUGUAGCGUCAUCUGCUGGAACAGUUUGAAACAGACGGCUGAAUGAUUUCUUAUCACCGCUCCCUUCAGAUGGAUCAUUAUGAAAUGUUUUUCUUUAGUGCUUGGCUGAUGUAAUAGCAGAUUUCUCUUUAGACACUCUGUGAAUAUACGCCAAACAUGCCAAAUAGUGCACUUACUUGACCUUGGACUGAACUCAUUGACAAUCAGUUCUUAAUCCAAGCAUUUUGUCAAAAUGAAAGAAUGUGUUUCUGUAUUUAGAAAUGUAACUUCACAAUUUCUAAAGGGAUACCAUAGUUCUGUCUCUAUCAGAGACCCAAAGCUUUUAAUUUUGUAAACAUACCAUUUUACUGCAUUUAUGCAGUUCUCAUAUAUAUUUUUAUCACAUAUUUUAUGGCUCUACAUGUAUUUUUUUUGUGUGUAAAAAAAAAAAAAAAGGGCCCGUGGUGGAGUCAAAUCCUAUUAGACCUUAAAUGAACCUGUAAAGACUAUUAGGAUUGUGUACCUUUUUUCAAUAUGUCCAUCAAGAGUAGUUGCUCUGUUAUGAAGAGGAAAAGAAGAGAAAUAUGUAAAAUCUUACUGACCCUUUGAAGUGCGAUGUAGAUUGUAUGCCUCAUAU